Messenger RNA from Dovyalis caffra, 1620 nucleotides. The record is from the annotation of a GenBank genome assembly. NCBI's taxonomy places the organism in Eukaryota, Viridiplantae, Streptophyta, Magnoliopsida, Malpighiales, Salicaceae.
AUGAACGAGAAGGCUAAUGUUUCGAAAGAACUUAAUGCAAAGCACAGAAAGAUUUAUUUUAGUAAAAGCUUAUUGGGGUUUAUUGGGUUUGCUUCUGUUUUAGUAGAUAUUGGAUCCUGGAAAGCCUCUUUAAAUUACCAGAGAAUAGGGAGUGCGCUGACUGCAAAAGCAAGUAGGUAUCCACAGGAGUCUAGGAGUACACAUAUCAAAGGUGGAGCAUUUUGCAAGUCUAGAGUUAGAUCUGCCACUUUAGAUACAUGGCUUCCAGAGCAGAUUUCAUUUAUCCAAUCUAUGGGGAAUGAGAGAUCAAAUAACUAUUGGGAAGCAGAGUUGCCUCCUAAUUAUGACAGAGUCGCAAUCGAGAAUUUCAUUCGGGCAAAAUACGAAGAAAAGAGAUGGGUUCCUAGGGAUGGAAAAGCUAAAUCACCUUCAAGGGUGAGUGGAGAGAAGACUCGAAGUUAUAAACCAGAACCAAGUAGUGAUGGACAUCGCCAAAUGAAUGGCACUAACCAUGUUUUUGAGGAGAGGAAAAUUGCACGUUCACCCAUUACAAAUCACAGUAGUCCUGCUUCCAGAAGUUCCACUCCAUUGCCUGUUAAAGCGUCAACUCCAGUGCCUGUUAAAGCAUUCACUCCAGUUCCUGUUAAAGCAUCCCCUGCAUUGCCUGUUAAAGCAUCUCAACAGGCAGUACAUGAUACCAAACAACAAGAACCUAUGCGGAAGUUAGAACCAGCAGUCCCAAAAGCUGAAUUGGCAAAGAAGGAAGAAACUGCAACCGAAGUUGUAACACCACCAAAAGUUGAUUAUGCAACUGAACUUUUUAAUUUGCUUUGCAUGGAUGAUUCUAGAGGGAGUGAUUCCACUAAUCCCGCUCAUGAUAAUGGAUGGGCCGGUUUCCAAACUGCCGAAGCAAAAUCAACACCAGAGAGAAAUGGUUCGUCAAACUUUAUUGAAAGCAUGACACAGCCAAACUUAACUUCACCUCCUUUGGAGAAACCCCAAAAAGAUGCGAAUAAUGAUAUCAUGAACCUCUCCGGCAAGUCCAGUAUGGUUUCUCCAUUUUCCGUCCAUCAACAACAACUUGCAAUGUUAUCCCAGCAACAACAAUUCCUCAUGGCUACUGCAGCAAGGUCUGGCGGUGGAUCCCAAACUAUUCCUGCCAAUGCACAUAGACCCAGUUCCAAUGGCAUUCACUUGCCCGCUCAGGGUUGGGGAGGCUAUGGCUAUCAAGUUCCUGGGAUGGUGAUGCCAAUCACUGAUCCACAAAACUAUAUGCAGGUUGAGCUUUUAAAUGUUUAUCCCAUGUUUUCUCGGUUUGAAAAAGCUCAAUCUCUCAUCUAUUAUUGUCUUCUUGCACCAGAUGGGAAGCAGCCAACCGAUUGGCAAAGAACUGGAUUGGUUGCCCCACUUUCCAUAGACAAGGGAUUGGAGAAGGAUCAUUUCCCUAUUUCCCUGACAUGCAGUCUUGACAUGUAUAGGCCAGGGCCAGUAGCUCCUAUGCGUGGCAUGACAAACACCAAAGCAACUAUGCCACCUCCAGCAUCCCCUGUUGCUCCAACUCAGCCUGCAGGAUAUUACGAUCUCUCAUCAUUAGCACAAGGGAUGUAUACAAAACAGUGA